Molecule: messenger RNA, 4601 nt
Organism: Nerophis lumbriciformis (worm pipefish)
Lineage: Eukaryota; Metazoa; Chordata; Actinopteri; Syngnathiformes; Syngnathidae
Gene: tjap1
Product: tight junction associated protein 1 (peripheral)
Biological process (GO): Golgi organization
Cellular component (GO): trans-Golgi network
Source: RefSeq, a predicted model, not a curated record
ACAUUGCUGUUUACGGCAGACGAACUGCUUUACGGUAGACGAAAACGUGACUGCUGUUGUGUGUUGUUAUCGCGCUGGGAGGACGUUAAUGAAACUGCCUAACAAUAAACCCACAUAAGAAACUAAGAACUCGCCCUCCAUCAUUCUACAGUUAUAACGUGAUUGGGCAGGCACGCUGUUUAUAUUGUGGUAAAGCGGACGUGAAAACAGGCUGUCGACACGUCACUCAGGUCCGCCUGAAUUUCGGGAGAAAAUUUGUCCCGGGAGGUUUUCGGGAGAAGCGCUGAAUUUCGGGAGUCUCCCGGAAAAUCCGGUAUGGUUGGCAAGUAUGCAAUGAUGUUGACAAUAAUAUCCAGCCAUGCUCACUGUAAAAGAUGUGUGUGAUGUAAAACUGUCAAUGCAACUCAAACGUGGCAAUAAUGCACGCUGGGUAAUAUUUCAUAUUGAUCCACACGCAGUGGGAAAUAAUUGCCUGCUUUUUCUUUUACUAAUUAUCCUAAGAGAAGGAGAAUGCUAAUGUUUCACUUGAAGGUUACAAGUUGAUGUGCUUGGAAGCUAAUGUUAGCAUCAUUGAGAUCAAUGCAGCUGCACUUCCUGUUCUAAAACCGGCAUAGAUCAAUGUGGAGCCUGAGGCGCACACACACACGCACACACACACACACACACACACACACACACACACACACACACACACACACACACACACACACACACACACACACACACACACACACACACACACACACACAUUUGACGCUGACAAGUUGUGACAAGCUUCGACCUGGUUGGAGUGGGCGAGCAAGCGAGCGCGGCGGCCCAGUCACUCGCUGCCGAGGCGGCUUCUGCUUAGCGUCCUCUGACCCGUCUUCCCUGACAGGACCGACCGGGAGGAAGCGAGGACGGAGGCUCAGGAUGACGAGCGCGGCGCCGGCCAGGAAGCCCUAUCGUAAAGCUCCUCCGCAGCACCGCGAGGCGCGUCACGCCCUUCCCGCCACGCCGCCCCUUCCGAUGCAGCAGCUAGAUGACAGCCAGGUAAAGAAACAAACCGCCAACACGCCUCCAACUCCCCUCCCGACACUCCUCGCCGCCUGCAAAGCGCGGCGCGGCAUCGGCUCGCCACAAGGCGCCCCCAACACGUCGCCCUCGCCGUCCGACAGCGAGCUGGAAGUCUCCAGCUUGUCCAGUUUGGAGUUUUGUAUUCCUCCCCCUCGGCGCUUCAGCGUUCGCCGCCGCCCUGUGAGCGGCGACGACGCGCCGGUUAGCGUCGGAGAGCGUCUGCCCACUCAGCAGGGCGCCAGAAGACGGCGUGUGGACGCUCAGAACCGAAGUAGAGCGUCCGAUCCCCCGAAGAGCAUCCUGAAGAAGCGCACGUCUCUGGGGGUGACGCACGCCUACGAUGUCAUCAGGAAGUCCAAGUCCGUGGAAGUGUUGGACGGCGGCGCGGGGCGAGGGAGCGGCGCUCCUCCAGCCCGUCCUCCCUCCCCCGGCGUGCGGCGCUCCUCCAGCGUGCGGCGCUCCUCCAGCCCGCCCUCCCCCGGCGCCAAGCAGCUGAAGUGGAAGAUGCACUUCCUGGAAGAGAAGGUUCGCUUCUCCAGCUUCCUGGACGAAAUCACCUGCCGGGUCAUGAGCCCCGCCCACCUCACCAUGCUCGGCAGGGAGGCCUCCGGAGCGCAGCGAAGCCCCGCCCCCAGCCACCACGGCCGCCCCCAAAAGAAGCAGCCAUCAUCGGCGGGGGGCAAAGCGUCGGGCCGCAGCGAGCGUUGGGACGGCUGGGUCGCGGCGCUGCAGUGCUCCGAGCGCUACAAGCCCCUGCAGGACGGCGAGCCGGGCAGGGAGACCCCAGAGCCCAGGGAAGCUAUCACAAAGGGGGCGGGGCUUGUAGAGGAAGUAUCGAAGGUAAAUAGAAGAGAAAAGUUGGAUUGUCAACAAACAGACGAAGCGCACAAACAUGGACUUCCUCUUACUAAACAAGAAGUAGUGUCGCGUGUCAAGGACCUUCUAUCCGAUUCCGACCGCAUCAGAAUCCUUCAGCAGCAGAAUGAGGAUCUGCGACGGCGCCUUUCUCUCUCCACGCACAAGAUGGAGGCCAUGGAAGCGGAGUUUGAUGGCGGCCGCCAUUACAUGGAGGCGGAGCUAAGUCGAACCAGAGAUGAUCUUGACAAGAUGAGGGACAAGUUUCGCCGACUCCAGAACAGCUACACGGCGUCUCAGCGGGCCAAUCAGGACUUGGAGGAGAAGCUUCACGCUCUGGCUGCUGUCAGCCAGACCUGGGUCCAUGCACUGCGCAAGGUGGAGCGGGACAAGAAGACGAUGGACCAGGAGAUCGUGGAGCUCACCAACAAGUUGCUGGAGGCCAAGAACACCAUCGACCGCCUGGAGGAGCUAAACGAACGCUACCGACAGGACUGCAACCUCGCCGUGCAGCUGCUCAAGUGCAACAAGUCCCAUUUUAGGAAUCACAAGUUUGCUGACCUGCCGUCGGAGCUGCAGGACAUGUUGAGCAAGCACAUGAAGAGCAGCUUGCCAGAGCGAAGCCCCGCCCCCUCCGGCCAGGACCCCGACACGCUGAGCUUGACGCCGUCCGACGUGGUCCCAACCUCCGUCAUCGCUCGCGUCCUGGAAAAACCCGAGCCCCUGCUCCUGAACUCGGCCCAGUCCAGCAGCUGCGGCUGGCCCGUGGCCGAGGACGUCUUCGUGCACGUGGACAUGACGGGGGGCUCGCAGGCGACGCCCGCCGAAGAGCGAGGACGCGACGAGGACGGCGCCGAGGACGUGGCCACGCUCAACGGCUCGUGCCGGAGCCAGAGCAGCCUGGACGCCGGCGAGGAGACGGGGGGCCGCGCGCCGUCUUUCGACAAGCUCAAUCCGUACCCUCCCCCGCCGCCGCCCAACCCGCUGUACCCGGGGCGCAAGGUCAUCGAAUUCUCCUCCGACGACAAAGUGAAGAUCCCCAAGAACAGCCCGCUGCCCAACUGCACGUACGCCACCCGCCAGGCCAUCUCGCUCAGCCUGGUGCAGAACGACGAGCCGCCUCCCGGCAGCCCCGCCCUCUUACGCGGCGGUGCGGGGAUCCACCCCCUGCGGCAGGACGCCGGCGUGGAGUUGACGUCCAAUCAGUCCAGCCCUUUCAGCAGCCCCCCGCAGGCGCCAAGCGUGCUCACCAGCUCCGGCAGCUCCGAGGAGGACCUUCUGGCCAACUGGCAGCGCAUGUUCGUGGACAAGAUGGCCGCUCCGCCGCAGCAGCAGGCAGCGGGCGGAGGGUCCUCGUCGGAGCGCCACCGAGCGGCGUACUCCGACGGCGAGGAGGGCUCGUCGGCACACAGCUGGACUCCGAGCCGCGGCUCCAGUCUGGACACGGACACCGACACGGAGCCACGCCCCUACGGCGCGGGCCAAUACGGAGGCAGCGGCGACUCGGUGGGCGCCGGUGAGCGACUGCUGAUGAAGCUGGACGAAGACGGCGGCAGCGGGGACACGGCGCUCACCAUGACAACGUGCCACGCCGACGCUCCCGGGGAGGAGGAGGAUGAGGAGGAGCAGGAAGUCCCGCCCUGCCUCCUUGACUUUGACCCCACCUUCGCUGCGGCGGCGCUGCCGCGACCUCACAGGAGCCCCAAGAGGAUGGGCGUACACCACCUGCACCGCAAAGAUGGCCUGAGCCACCCCCACCAGCACCUGAUGGACUGAAACCCCGCCCACCCAGGUCUGACACCACACCCACCCAGGAUACAGCCAUACACGCGCUUUCCGUGCCUAACAUCUGCGCUAUGACGUCAGGUCAAAGGUCAGACAGAAUCAUCAUCCACACUGGGGGCGGGGCUAUCGUUUUUUAUUCAAUUGCUUUUUUUGGGGGAGGAAAAGCAACUUUGGAAUGUGGAUGCAUCGUUUUUAGUUUUACUCCUGUCAGGUGAAAAUGUGCAUUAGCAGGUUAGCACGCUAGCAGCUGCGGGGGUGGAUCUUUGGGGCAACUAACGAUUCUAUCCGAUUCUUAGGUAGACGAUUCCGUUCAGAAUCGAUUCAAACAAUGUGUUUUUCUGGGGUGUCCAAACUACGGCCCGCCUUUGUGUUCAUUUUGGCCCGUGAUACGUCUCACCUUUAUUUAAGAAUCUGGCCCGUGGGCUGCCUCCAACUUCAUUUCAAAUAUCUGACAAUAUAAUUGCUGCAACUUUGCCGCCAUCUUGUAGACUAUGUGAGUAGCUCAUGUUAAUGGCCAUGAAUUGCACUCUGAAGUGUAGACAGCACAGCAUUUUUAUAUAUGACCCAAUCCAAACGACCAUUCCCACUAACGAUGCAACAAGUCAACAAACAUGGUCGCACACAACACAACCUGCUCACUGAACUUUGUGGAUAUUAUAAAAAAUGUCCACGUACACCACAUAAUUCAAAAUUAUACCAAUUUUAAUCCACUGCAAUGCAUGAUGGGAAAAUGCAAAACACACUCCACACUUAUCCAUGUUUGGCGCAUUUUAGCUGCUUGAUAUUUUUGAUUGAUUAUAAAACUUUAAGAAGGUCGUCACGGAAGUAAACAAGGUAGCAGUCAAACUUUCACAUACUCUUAAUAUCCAAUUAUAUUAUUAAUUAUAUAUCCAUCAUAUUAAUAU